AUGAAGCCCUCUUUGCUGCUUCUGUGUCACCUCUGGCUGUUCAGCCUCAUGGCUCUCUCACUGGCAUCAGACUCGGCACAAGGUGCCUCCAGCCUAACUUGUUGGUAUGACUCACGGGCGGCUCUCUUCUGUGACUGGAACCCAGGCAGCGACCUGGCUGAAGCACCAUGCCAGCUGCAGAUUCUAUCAAAGUUAGCUUUUUGUGACAGGCCAUUUUCCUUACCUGAAAAAUUCGAGGAGCACUGUGAAUUACCCAAGGCAGAACACAUGACAGGACUGAGGAGAUGCAUCAAAAUCUUCAGCAAAAACAAUAAUACUCAAUGCUUCACCGCUGCAGACCGCCUUACCAUGACCGUCCAUUGCCAAAUUGGAGACAAUAUGUAUACGCCUGCACGAAUAGAAGAUUUCAAUCCACUUGCAAAUAUAAAGCUGAGGCCACCAGGAAAUCUUCAGCUGGUUAGCAAAACUGAAAACACCUACAACUUAACGUGGAGCCUGAAUAUUUCCUCUCACUAUUUGCAUGGGUACCGGGAAUACCAAGUGCAGUACCGAACCACGAGUCAGUCCUGGGAGGAGGCCAGGAACUUCAUCAUUGAGCAGGACCAGAUGUGGGUGGUGUUUGAGAGCCUCUCCCCCGACUUGAAAUACGAGGCAGCUGUCCGUGCAAGGCCGAGUGCCUCAGGUAUCUGCAAAGGCGUGUGGAGCAACUGGAGCGAGACGAUACUGUGGAGGACACAUGCUGACC
Messenger RNA from Pelecanus crispus (Dalmatian pelican), 745 nucleotides. NCBI's taxonomy places the organism in Eukaryota, Metazoa, Chordata, Aves, Pelecaniformes, Pelecanidae. The record is from RefSeq and is a predicted model, not a curated record.